AUGGCGGACGUCCAAGCAGAUACUGGAGUGGCACAUUAUCGUAGCAGAGAUCCUAUAAAGAAUCUCAGAAUUAAAGUAACAUUUAAGCCUGUAACGUCGUCUAGUUUGGUUCCAACUGCUAGCCUACCUAGUACUGAUGGUGGUCGAAUUCAAGAUCUGAAUCCGCCAAACCAUCAGCAACCUCAAGAAUGUGAAACAUACACGAUACGAUGGCAAGAAAAAUUGUUCUCUAAGAGAGAAGUGGAGUUGUAUAGAGAUGAGCAGAAUUGCUUUUCUGCUUUAGAUUAUAAAUAUCAUGAGGAAGUUAUCAAAUUAGAAGAAAAAGGUGGAAGACCUACAAAUAGAUUGUUUACAUAUGUUGACCAUGAUAGAUUUACUGAUAUUGAUGAUAGAACCACUAUGAUGACAACUUCACCAAAUGAGAAACCCACAUGGUUGGCUGAAAGAGUCAGAAAUGUUAGACAACGAAGAGUUAAAGAUAGAGGAGGACGAGAAGGGGAAAAUGCCAUGUUAGCAAAGUUGAGUCCUAUCAUCAAUGAGCCUAGUGAAGAGUUCAAAUUACGUACACAUUUUAUUAACACUCCGUUCCAAGCAAUGCGUAUCAUGGCAGAUCUCAGUGCCAAAGGAACGCAGCCAGAGAUUGGGGAAGAAUACUUACUCUGUACUAUUAAAGUUGAUGUGAAUGGCGUGAUAAGUGUAAAACCUGAUUUCAAUCGACAUAGACCUGCGUAUAUCACAGUAACAUCCACGGCAAAACGAGAUGCGUACGAAUAUACCUUACAACACGUCUCCAAACAAAUGUCACGAGAAGAACAAAAUAGAGAAAUGAGAAUGAAUAGAGAAUUGUAUAGUAGACACGUAGAUUUCAUGACAGCUUGCGUAGGACAUGAAUUUGAAGGAGUUCCAAAUGGAGUUCUCAGGAUGUUAGCUUUGGGUGAAAUAGUUUCAGCCAGAAAUUAUGAAUAUGACAAUCUUUACAUACAUUAUUUUAUUGAGCUUCCAAGAAAUUGGUCCGUGGCUCGUAAUCAACAGUUAUCAGGAAUCUCAGAAAAUGUAGCAUAUUUUUGCUGUCCAUUUGAAUUUGACCUUCUUUAUCAUAAUGAUGACAUAACUGAGGAUGACAAAUAUGUUAUGCCACACUGGCCACAGCUGUUUGUAGAAGUAUUGUCAUUAGACUCCUGGCAGAGAUACAGAACUGAAGGAUAUGGCUAUAUAGAUUUCCCAAAUACCUCAGGCACACAUGAACUAGAGAUCAAAACAUGGCGACCUCAAGGUAACUCAUUAAUUGACGAAAUGAGAAGAUUCUUUAUCGGUGGAUCUCCUGAGCUGGAAGAUCCAACGUAUACAGCAGUUCCUACCACCCAUGAGGGUGAAAUUCUCAGUAAAUUUGGAUUCAAGACUGAGACUACGGGAUCCGUUAAACUACGUAUUAAUAUUCUCCAACAAAGUCAAGUAUUCAUGGAAUCUCAGACAUCAAAACGAAAAGUUGGCAGUCUGAUUGACAGACUUGGUGGUUUGAGUAUGCAACAUUCUGUCCAGAGUGUACUCGAAUUAUUUCAGAAAGCCAGGAAGAAAAUGCAAGCAGCAAGAGACAGUCUUCAAACUUUGUAGUUUCCCCACCUCCCACAGAAGUACAUAUAUGUGUAAUCUCCAAUGUCAAUUUGUGUUACACUUUACAAAAUAAAAUCUGUUAGAUUUGUUUCAUAUUUUUUCUAAAAUGUUGAUCAAGACUCGUAGGGGAAUUAUGUCAAUC
Messenger RNA from Saccoglossus kowalevskii, 1753 nucleotides. Its product is annotated as tectonic-like complex member MKS1. The record is from RefSeq and is a predicted model, not a curated record. Gene Ontology annotation, cellular component: MKS complex. NCBI's taxonomy places the organism in Eukaryota, Metazoa, Hemichordata, Enteropneusta, Harrimaniidae. Gene Ontology annotation, biological process: cilium assembly.